UACAUAAACAUACAUACAGACCAAGGUUUUAAUUAGCCAUGGCGUCUAGGGUUUUGGCUGCCUUCAUCUUGCUUAUUUCUAUUUCCUCAUUUUCUUCAGCAGAAGAAAAAGAACAUGUUCUAACGCUUGAUCAUUCCAACUUUACUGAUAUUGUCUCUAAACACGAUUUCAUCGUUGUUGAAUUCUACGCCCCAUGGUGUGGACACUGCAAGAGCCUUGCUCCAGAGUAUGAGAAAGCUGCUUCAGUUUUGAGUAGCCAUGAUCCAGCUAUCGUUCUUGCUAAAUUAGAUGCAAGUGAUGAAGCUAACAAAGAAUUGGGAACCAAGUUCGGUAUUCAGGGUUUCCCUACCAUUAAGAUCUUAAGAAAUGGUGGAAAAAACAGUCAAGAAUACAAAGGUCCUCGUGAAGCUGAUGGAAUUGUUGACUAUUUAAAGAGACAACUCGGCCCUGCUUCUUCUGAAAUCAAAUCUGCCCAAGAUUCUGCCACCCUUAUUGAUGAAAAGAAGAUCUCUCUUGUUGGAAUUUUCCCCAAAUUUGCUGGAGAAGAAUAUGAAAAGUUUACAGCUUUAGCUGAGAAAUUGAGAUCUGAUUAUGGGUUUGCCCACACUUUGGAUGCUAAGUUGAUCGGUCGUGGUGAUUCAUCUGUUUCUGUUCCAACUAUCAGAUUGCUUAAGCCAUUUGAUGAACGUUUCGUUGAUUCUCAGAAUUUUGAUUUGGAAGCAUUGGAAAAGUUUAUUGAAGAAUCAAGUGUUCCGACCUUGGUCAUCUUUGACAACGACCCAAACAAUCAAGUUUACCUCGACAAGUACUUCAACACUCCUAGUUCCAAGGUAAUGGCAGUUGUGAACUUCUCCAGCGAUAGUUACACUUCUUUCAGGUCAACUUACGAAGAACUUGCAGCUUCAUACAAAGGAAAGGGAUUAAUCUUCUUAUUGGCUGACCUUGAAAACAGUGAUAAUCUCUUGAAGUAUUUUGGACUCAACAGUGAGCAAGUUCCCUUGAUACUCGUACAGAAGACCAAUGGGGAUAAAUACUUUAAGGAUAAUCUCACCCCUAAUGAAAUUGCUCCUUGGUUGAAGGAUUUCGUGAAUGGUGCUGUGAGGCAGUUUAUUAAGUCUGCGCCAAUUCCUGAAACAAACGAUGAGCCUGUUAAAGUAGUUGUUACCAAUACCCUUGCGGAGUUUGUCUUCACCUCGACAAAGAAUGUUCUUAUUGAGUUCUAUGCACCUUGGUGCGGACACUGCAAGAAGCUAGCUCCCAUUUUGGAAGAAGUUGCUGUUCACUUUGAGAAGGAUGCUGAAGUUGUUAUUGCCAAACUUGAUGCGACCGAGAAUGAUGUCCCUGGCGAUUCAUUCGAGAUUCAAGGAUACCCGACAAUGUACUUUAAAUCUGCAAGUGGGAAGUUGGUGUCUUAUGAUGGGGAUAGGACAAAGGAAGCUAUCAUUGAGUACAUUGAGAAGAACAAGGAAACAAAAACAGCAACUGCCCAAACCGGCUCCAAAGAUGAGCUUUGAUCUGAUUUUUGUUUCAAGAGUUUUACUUUUGUUUUCUGUCUUGUAAGACUUUUUUAAUUAAUUCAUGGGGGAUUAUUAACUUUUCUUUGCUUCCUUAAUCUCCCCAUGUAGAGCUUGUUUGAACUUCUCUUAAUUUAUAUAAUAAUGUUUGCUCUUUCUAUUUC
Impatiens glandulifera is the source of this 1678-nucleotide messenger RNA. Its product is annotated as protein disulfide-isomerase-like. The record is from RefSeq and is a predicted model, not a curated record. Lineage: Eukaryota; Viridiplantae; Streptophyta; Magnoliopsida; Ericales; Balsaminaceae. Gene Ontology annotation, biological process: protein folding; response to endoplasmic reticulum stress. Gene Ontology annotation, cellular component: endoplasmic reticulum. The coding region runs from base 39 to 1514 and encodes 491 amino acids. The transcript is spliced from 9 exons. Gene Ontology annotation, molecular function: protein disulfide isomerase activity.